Molecule: messenger RNA, 501 nt
Organism: Saccostrea echinata
Lineage: Eukaryota; Metazoa; Mollusca; Bivalvia; Ostreida; Ostreidae
Product: scavenger receptor class F member 2-like
Exons: 3
Coding region: 24-326 (100 amino acids)
Source: RefSeq, a predicted model, not a curated record
GGAAUAGAAGCUACUCAAGAAGAAUGGUUUUGCUUACUUUCCUGUUCCUCUCUGUUAUUCUUGUUUCUGAAGCAUGUCCGAUGGGGUUCUAUGGCUGGAGUUGCAACAAGAAGUGUGGUUUCUGUGGUGGAAAUGGCUCUUGUAACAAAUAUACUGGAUUCUGUCAAAACGAUUGUUUGCCAAAAUACCACGGUUUGCAAUGUCAAGAUUCCUGUUCUCCUAACUGUGGUGGAUCCGGAAAGUGUAACAGGUAUACUGGGUUUUGUGAUGAAUGUAAGACAGGAUACGCCGGAAUUUUUUGCGGAAACAGGAGAUGGAAGUUUUGAUAAAUAUUCUCCUAUUUGUCGUCAUGGAUGCAAACCUGGAUACUCGGGAAUUUCCGGUUAUUGGAAAAACUAAAUUGAAAUCAUAAACUUAAACAGUAUUUGCACGACAAUAUUAUAACAUCACUCUAAUGCUGCUUCCUGAAACAAUAAAAUAUUUCACAAUAUGUCUGACAAA